Molecule: messenger RNA, 917 nt
Organism: Cuscuta campestris
Lineage: Eukaryota; Viridiplantae; Streptophyta; Magnoliopsida; Solanales; Convolvulaceae
Source: the annotation of a GenBank genome assembly
CAAAAGAAUGUAAUUUUCUGCUUGAGCUAUUUAAUGGAAAAACCUUUAUCUCCUGUCGUUUGAUAUAAUUUUGUUGCACGUGCCGUCAUCUGCAUGGAGUAGAAGUCUUCGCCAUUUAACUCCUUAGCUUCCACGGAUGAGAUCUUUCCCAAAACGCGGAUGGGCCCAAUUAACUGGCCCAUGCACUUAAGUGGCGAAAACCCCUGGUCAAACAUUGGGAAUCUUCGACCGCUUCAUUCACCAAUCGCUUCGUCUUUCACGUCUUUUAACCGCAUUCAUCAUUUCCCAACUAUCCCUUCCCCUUUCACUAUAAAUGGGAAAGGAUGGUUAGCUGCUAGUCCAUCCCUUUCUGACUUCUUCGUCAUGGCAAGUAAGUCUCGGAGUAAAGUCGUCAUCGGCAUAACCCUUUCCGGGACUUCUUCUUCUUCGGAUGAUGAUUUCUCCGCCUCUCCGGCUCAAUCCAACGACAUGGCUGGGUUGAGUCCCAGCGAGUUCUCAAGACUUUAUCCAGCAACUCGCCUCCCUGCACCAUCUCCUCCUAGUCCACCCAGGCUUCCAUCCGGAAGGAUAGACUGGAACUCAAUGACCCUCCAAGACUUCGCCUUGUACCAGAGGAUGCACAGGGCUAAACUUGGGCGUACUUUGCAAAUUGCUGAGGCAGAACCUUCAUGUGAAAGCCGGAUUGCUUCUCCAAACUUGCUGAAGUCUCCCAAUGAUGGUUCUUCAUUGAGGGCUGCAGCUCCCCGUCCUGGGACAUGGGAAGACUAUGACAUCUGGGAAGCUGCUGAUUCCACAGCGUGUCCCUCGUCAAAGAGAAGGAGCCCAUGGAAGAGACCCCCACCUCCUUGUUGACUGCAUGGACGCAAUAGGCCCUCCUUCAGCGCCUAGCCCCCUGCAAAUCAAAUUUCUUUUCCUCG